Molecule: messenger RNA, 2136 nt
Organism: Lodderomyces orthopsilosis Co 90-125
Lineage: Eukaryota; Fungi; Ascomycota; Pichiomycetes; Serinales; Debaryomycetaceae
Gene: SEF2
Product: Sef2p
Exons: 1
Coding region: 1-2136 (711 amino acids)
Biological process (GO): regulation of DNA-templated transcription
Cellular component (GO): nucleus
Molecular function (GO): transcription cis-regulatory region binding; DNA-binding transcription factor activity, RNA polymerase II-specific; zinc ion binding
Source: RefSeq, a predicted model, not a curated record
AUGAUCAUGUCAUUACAAUCACAGAAUCGUCUUAAACUAAUAAUACCUAAACAAAGAUCCAAGACUGAUAAGAUACUCAAAACAUGUACUCGAUGUCGACAACACAAGACCAAAUGUGAUGCUUUUCAAACUAAUCCCAACCCAUGUACUCAUUGUUUCAAGAAAAAUGUCAAUUGUAAUUUGGAAAUUCUUAGUAAACCAACAGGUAGGGUAAAGACGUUGGAUAUAGUUGAACGAUUAUCAUGUGAAGUUAGUGAUUUGAAGGAACUCAUGACUGAUCUAAUACAGCGAAGAAAUGACCUUGUUGAGUUGUUGAUUGAGAGGGGAAAACAAAUUGAACAAGAGGCUAGUAUACAGUGUCAUAAACAACAACAAGAACAACAAGAGCUACAGAAACCAAGUCUUAAGAGGAUAUAUACACCGCCAGUCUCUACAAUGCAAUCAUGUCUUAAUACCCCAUACACGUCACCUGAAUCUACAAUUGACCUAUAUACGGAAGCAGAUGGAGAGAGCCCGAAUGUAUCUGACACUUCCAAGUACACAAUCAAAGCUAAUUACAAAGUUAAACCAAUAUCUAUUACCCAUAAACAAGCACAGUUUUAUUUCACGAAUUAUGAACGCAAUUUCAACAAAUAUUUACCAAUAUUUCCUGAUGAAUUCUUCCAAUCAACAAACUUAAUUGAGUUCCACAAAGAAAAUGAAUUAACUUUCUGGUGUAUUAUCUUGACAUCACAUUUAAACCAAUAUGAACAAGCUAAUGAAUAUAAAUCCCUAGCUGAACACGUAAAGUCACUAGUGGUUGAUAAAUGUUGGUUUAAUACCCCAAGAUCAGUAUACAUUAUCUCAUCAUUGUUAAUUUUAACUACUUGGCCAUUACCUAAUCAUCAACAUACUAAAAUAGCUGAUAAUUUAAGUGUUAAAUUCAUCAGUUUAAUGAAGUCAUUGUCAUAUCAAUUUGGAUUACAUAAGUUGGAAUUUAUAAAUGAAUUCAGUCACAAGACCAAAAUCAAUCUAUCACAGGAAGUUAACUUGAACAAUCGUAUAAGAGAACGAAUUUAUAAAUUUGUCAAUAUCAAUUCCAACUAUUGGUUAAUUAAUUUAGGGUUAUCGAAUAAUAACUAUAAUGGGUUCAAUCAAGAUUAUAUUUUAAACAAGGCUUCCAAUAUCGAUAUUCAUGAUUCAUCAAUUGCUUCAUCCUCAAUUAACGAUCAUUAUAUCAAUUGUCUUUUGAAAAUUUCCAUGAUUCAACUGAAAUUGAAUGAAAAUAUGAAUGCAUUAAUUGGUGACUCUUUGGAAUUUGGUGAAGAUCAUAUGACGAUGAAGAUGCUCCCUAAUCAACUUAACACGACAAAAUUGAUUAAUUUUAACAUGUUUGAAAUUAUAAUUGAUGAUUUGAAAAAGACAUUGUCAAUGGUGGAUCAAGAGGAAAACAGUGAUAAUAAUAAUGACAAUGAUUCUUUUUGUGGUGAUUUAUCAAACUUGAUUCAAAUGUCCAUUGCUUAUUCUAAAUUACAAUUGUUUGUUUACUCCCUAUCGAAAUCAGAUAUUCCAUUACAAGAAUAUAGAGUCUACAUAAAGAAAUUAGUAUCUUGCUGUAUGGAAAUUAUGCAAUUGAGUCAAUCACAACAAACAAAUUAUUUGGAUUUACCAAUUUAUUUUAAAUUUCCCAUUGAAUUAACUUUACUAACGCUAUUACGCAUUUUCAAAUCACCAAUAUUGCACAUCAUUGAUGAAUACAAUGAAAUAAAAACAUGUUUUAAUAAAGUUUAUGAAACUGUGUUCAAGUUUAAAAAUUGGCAAUUUAUGACUACUAAAUUAUAUCGAUUGAUUGAAAUGUUUGAUAAAUUAUCAAGAGAAUUCGUCAUUUCACAACUGGUUAACGAAGAGACAAAAAAUGAAAACGAUGCAGUUGUAACCACGGGUGAUUUCUUUUUAAUCACAAAGAUGAAAAAUUAUCUUGUUUCUAGUUUACAAUAUGAAAUGAUUUGGUUAAUCUAUCAACAUGAACAUGUACAAAAGGGCAAUGAAGAUACACUGGCUCAGCAGUUGAGUUUACAACAAUGGAACUCGAUUGGUGUUUAUGAUAAUCAAUUGAUAGAGUAUUUGAAAACUAAUGAAUCGAUACUAAACCCUUAA